Molecule: messenger RNA, 1172 nt
Organism: Olea europaea var. sylvestris
Lineage: Eukaryota; Viridiplantae; Streptophyta; Magnoliopsida; Lamiales; Oleaceae
Product: F-box protein PP2-B15-like
Exons: 3
Coding region: 222-1064 (280 amino acids)
Molecular function (GO): protein binding
Source: RefSeq, a predicted model, not a curated record
AAAUUUAAAACUCAUUCCUCUAGUUGAAGUCCAACAUGAUAACACGGAUAAGGAUGUUGUCAUGAAUUGAAUUCAUGUAUUUUUAUCUAUUAUGACAAACCUCAACACAUUGCCAACUCUAUAAAGCCCUUUGCAUUCAUAUUCGAAUCAAAAACAAGAAACCAAAAUUUCCUCCAUCCCUAGUGGCACAGUACAAAAUUCUUGGCUCUUCUUAUUAAUCCAUGUCGGAAACAACAAUCCAGGAAUUGCCUGAAGAUUGUCUUGCUCACGUUAUUGCAUUCACGACUCCUCGUAACGCAUGCCAUUCUUCGCUUGCAUCUACUAUGUUUCACAAUUCAGCCAAGUCGGAUUUCGUAUGGGACAAAUUCUUACCUCGUGAUUAUUGCGAUAUCAUGUCGAAGUUGGUUUCUCCAAUGGAGUUCUCAUCCAAAAAGGAUUUGUUUUUCAAGCUUUCUACUCCUCUUCUCAUUGAUGGGGGCAGCAAGACAUUUGCAAUCGAUAAAGUUACAAAUACAAAAUGCUACAUGUUGAGUGCAAGGGAAUUGUCAAUUGCUUGGGCAAGCAAUCCUCAUUGUUGGAGCUGGAAACCCCUUCUUCAAUCAAGAUUUUCUGAAGGGGUGGAGCUUAUAAUGAUAAGUUGGCUAGAGAUAUAUGGCAAAAUCAACACUCGAAUGCUAACAAAAAAUACCAAUUAUGGAGCCUACCUCGUUGUUAAACUUGCGAAUCGUGCAUUUGGAUUAGAUUCCCUACCAUCGGAGGUUUCACUUGAAGUUGGUGAUUAUAAAUCGACAAGAAAAGUUUAUUUAAGAAGCGGUGAGUAUAAAGAACAAGAAUUGGAGCGUGAUACUAUGCAAAACAAAAUUAACGAAUCAAGAUCAAGAAUUCAUGAAGUAGAAGAACGCGUUCUUCAUAUGCGCGAAGAUGGAUGGUUAGAGGUUGAAUUGGGUGAAUUCUAUUGUGAUGAUAAAGACGAAGAAGUGAAGAUGAGCUUGAAAGAGGUGGAGGGUGUUCACCUCAAAGGGGGCCUUCUUGUUGAAGGCAUUGAGCUUAGACCUAAGCAAUAGGUGUUAAACCAAUUGAAAUGUACAUAGAAAAUAUCUUUCAAAAGGUCUUUCUUAUUCAUUCAUGCAACCUUCUAAUAUAAAUUAUAAAAAUGAUCUCUACUUUCUUCA